AUGAGUGAAGAGGUGUACGCUCACGACCGAGAACUCAUCCGAGGGUUCCUUGAAACUUUCAAAUCUGGCGCUGCAAAACCACUUUACAUCAUCGCGAUGCAGGAGAUCAUCGACCGCCAAAGUUGCUCCAUGCAGAUCGAACUGCAACAUGUAAAAGAGUUUUCUGAGGCUGAACGAGAUCAACUUGUACGCAGAGUUGUAUCCAACUGCAAAAGAUACUCAACUAUUUUCGCGGAGGAAAUCGACAAAAUAAUGGCGCGUAUGAUAGAGUCAAGUAGUAUGCAUCCGGAUGAUACCGCAGAUAUUGUACUGCGGCACCAUUUCGGUGACCACAGGAAUGGGAGCGCAGCACCUGGGUCACUGCGGCGCCACUUUGACGUCUUUUUCAAACCUGCAACGGGAACCACACCGAUAAAAAUGCGUGAAAUUCGAGCGAAGAUGAUCGGAAAGUAUGUGACAUUCAAAGGUAUGUGUACGAGGCUAACUGAUGUCAAGCCCCUCAUGGAAGUGGCGUGUUAUACAUGUGAAGGUUGUGGACAAGAGUACUUCCAAGAAGUAACAGAUACGCAGUUCAUUCCAAUACAGUUCUGUCAGUCUCAAACAUGCAACAAAAACUUCGCUUUAUUCAUUGAAACCCGAGCAUCAAAGUUUGCAAAGUAUCAAGAACUCAGAAUCCAGGAGCUGUCGGAAGAUGUACCAGUUGGACACGUGCCGAGAUCAAUGUCGGUCACGCUGAUCGGAGAUAUGACAAGAAAAUUGAGCCCUGGGGACAUUGCUAACAUCAGUGGUAUUUUUCUCCCUCGUCAAAGUGCCGGAUAUUCUGGUAGUUCUAGCCUGGUUUCUACGACGUAUUUGUACGCUAUGUCCGUUGAACCGCUCAAGUCGCAGCAAGCAGAGUCUGAAGAGACGCCCGAGUUGAUUAAACGACUCAAAGACAUUAGCGAAAUUCCUGACAUCUAUACCUACUUAGCCAAGUCUAUUGCACCCGAGAUCUACGGUCAUGUUGAUGUGAAAAAGGCCCUGUUGCUCUUGCUUUGUGGUGGUGUCACGAGAAAGCUUCCGGAUGGUGUUAAGAUCCGAGGUGAUAUCCACGUGUGCCUGAUGGGAGAUCCUGGUGUGGCGAAGUCUCAACUACUCAAGCAUAUUGUCUCGAUAGCGCCUCGUGCUGUUUAUACCACUGGACGCGGUAGUAGUGGUGUGGGUCUUACAGCGUCCAUUCAACGAGAUACUGUCACCACUGAGCUGAUCCUUGAGGGUGGUGCACUCGUGCUAGCUGAUCGAGGUAUUUGCUGCAUAGACGAGUUCGAUAAAAUGGACGAAAGUGAUAGGACUGCAAUACACGAGGUCAUGGAGCAGCAAACCGUCAGUAUUGCGAAGGCUGGAAUAACAACAACGUUGAAUGCGAGAACCACGGUCCUGGCGGCCGCAAACCCAGCAUUUGGUAGGUACAAUACAAGUGCUACACCGCAAGAAAAUAUUAAUUUACCCGCGGCUCUUCUGAGUAGAUUUGAUCUUAUGUGGCUUAUCCUCGAUACACCCGACCCAGACUCUGACGUGGAGCUAGCGCGUCAUGUCAUGUGUGUCCAUCGUGAAGGCCGUCCGCCGUUGAACAGCUUCAAUCCAGCAUCAGCUUCUGAACUUCGAACAUAUAUCUCGAUCGCACGACGAUUUGAACCGUACAUUCCAGAAGAUGUCUCGGACUCCAUUGCGGGAGCGUAUGUUGGUAUUCGUCAGGCUGAAGAUGAAGCCGGAAAUGAAGCGACUGGAUAUACCACAGCUCGAACGCUACUUUCCAUCAUUAGACUAGCCGAGGCGUUGGCACGCCUCCGCUGGUCCACUGUCGUUUACGAGAAAGAUGUUGAACAGGCGCUGAAGUUGAUGAAGAUGUCGAAAGCAAGCCUGGACAUGCAGAAGGCAGCUACAGCACAGCUUUCAGAUCCAAUCGAAACGCUGUUUUUGAUUUUGCGAAACUGGGCUGGUGAGAACUCUAGUGAAUUGAUCACCUGUACAGUGGCGCAUCAACUCGCUGCGAAAAAUAGUUUGCUAGACGUGCUCAGUACGUGCUUGACGGAGUACACAGCUUUGGGCGUUUGGGUAACAGAUGCUGAGAAUAAUAUUACAUUCAUAGAGUAA
Messenger RNA from Ostreococcus tauri, 2133 nucleotides. RefSeq names its product Mini-chromosome maintenance, DNA-dependent ATPase. The coding region runs from base 1 to 2133 and encodes 710 amino acids. Gene Ontology annotation, cellular component: MCM complex; nucleus. Gene Ontology annotation, molecular function: single-stranded DNA binding; single-stranded DNA helicase activity; ATP binding. Gene Ontology annotation, biological process: double-strand break repair via break-induced replication; DNA replication; DNA strand elongation involved in DNA replication. The record is from RefSeq and is a predicted model, not a curated record. NCBI's taxonomy places the organism in Eukaryota, Viridiplantae, Chlorophyta, Mamiellophyceae, Mamiellales, Bathycoccaceae. The transcript has a single exon.